GCGCCGUGGAUGUGUUCAGCGUCCAGUCUCACUCCUUUUCGACAAAGAGCAGCUCCAGAGUUUCUUUUAGCAUUCAGACCUCUUCGGUAGCGAUGUUUUCUCACAGUACUGGCAAACAGAAGCAAUGUUUCGAACUUGCUUUAAAUGUGAUUUCCGACUUCGUUUCUCCGCCUCUCCGCCCCGCCCAGAAGAUCGAGACCAAUGACGAGGCACGUCGCGCCCAAUAACGACAUACGUCAGCUGCAUCCACCGUAAAGACGGAGAGAAACCUUAGACGUGGCGUACAGCCAUGCGUACUAGCAUGCGUCAGAUGCAUGGAUGUAUUCUGAGAGCUGGAUACCGGACCGAAAAAUGCGUCCUUUCAGUCUUAUCAGAGUUGUUCGCCUGGCGUAUAAUUGUGCAUAAUUUAAGUCAGCACGGAAUGAGAUGUGCACCUUCAUUACUCUACUGGCCUGAACCAAAAUCAUUACCUGUGUUCCUCCUGCGGGUAGCCCCACGUUUUUACUCGGUGCCACCAUAGACUGUGGUGCCAUCUGUCAUAGCUACAUAGAUAUAGGAAAGAUCCGGUAGGUGGUGAUAUUGUCAAAUAAGAGCUUCAGUGAAACUUCAUUGUGGUUUAAUACCCUUUUUUACUUUUCUUUUACAGUGUAUGGUUUAUACUUAUCUCCACAGCUGUGGGACAGUAGAGAACAUUAUUAUAUCAUAGAUGUGUGUUAAGUCAAUAUAAAGCUAUAGUAAAAGAUAGUUCAGUCUGUCUUAUCAUUCAUCAUGUAUCUAUAUUAAGAAUCCAAACACUUCUGGAUUAAUGUUACAAUGUGGUUUUGUGAUUCACUCUCAGUCUUUGUUGUGAUCAGAUCAGUUAUCACUUUAUUAUCUUCAGCUGACAUUGGACUUACGGGUGCUUUUUGCAAGAUCCUGGAGUAGGAUGAAUGUGAAAGAAGGAAAAUGUUGUGAAUUCACCCUCCCCACACAAACUCACACCUCCCUCUCCCUUGAUAUGAAAUGACUUGAUCAGGGGGUACCUUAGCGUUAAGCGUAGUUUGUGAAGGAGGAGAAAGGAUUAUUCAUCCCACCCACUUAAGUCGCUCACCAUUCCACUUGAUCCAAGCGUUGAAUACAUCACAGAACCACAUCUCUGAACCACCACCAGCGGGGUCAUGUGCUGCAUCUUCCAGCUGCAGCUUCGACUGACUUACUGAAACUGUUGAAACCACAGCAUUUCCUGUGCCAUAAGAUAUUUUUACUGCAGCAGAACUGAUGCAUCAGAGAGAGACAAGAAACAAAAGAGAUAUAAUGCAGAAGAAACUGUGCUCAUAGCAACUUGACAACUGCAAUAUCACCAGUGAUCUGCAAUUUUACUAUAGUGUUAGAUUGAUUGCAGAUAAAACAGAGUUAAUUACUUUAAACCCAAUGUAAAAAUGUUGACAGAGGUUAAUUUACAUUCCAAUUACAGCACCACCCAUCCUGCUAAAAUACCAUUUGCAGAGGCAGAUAUCUGCCUCAAUAUCUUCUCUACAUGAACUUGACUUUGUGGCAGAGCUAUAGAGGUGACACAUGCUGCAGGCAGGAGCACACUGAAUUCCACCUUCAAGCCUGAAGUUGAUUUAAGCAGAGGAGAAGUGUUUCAACAUGCCUACGCUUGGAGCGGAAAGGCCUUGUAGAGACAGAGAGCUGCUCUUUUACUCUUUCUAAGAGUAGUGUAAGAUCCAGAGAGGUGAAUCAUUCUGCUCAGGUAAAUCAUACUGUACAGUAUGUGCAUCCUCAGAUACAACUUUCACUCAUACAAUGCAACACUGGGUCCUUGAUACAGAGCUUUUGAAACAGGGGCUAAAUAUCCCAUCACAGUUACUUUUCAAAUAAGCCUCACACCCUCACAAUAUGAAUUUGAAAGGAAGCACUAUUCUAGACUGAAGCAGUAAAAGAUCAGAGAAAGAUACAACCAAACAUAUAUUUCAAAUAAUUCAGCUCUUUCAAUCCUGUGUGUUGUAGCUGCUCUCAACCAAGAGUGCAUAACAGAACAGCUAAAGGAAAACACGAGUAAUGGCUAGUCCAGAUGUAUUCCCAAAUCUGAGCUUUGCAGGAUCUUAAAGGGCAAUGAAGCAUUAAGGUCAAAUCUUAAAAGUUUGUCCUCAGAUAAACACAUUUUGGAACACACACCUGGUAAGUCUGUGAAGUCUCAGGACUAUGUUGAAAACUUUGUAAACAUGCGAGGACUCAAAACAUCUUGUUUCAGCUAAGUGACCAGAAGGACAUUUUGGCCAUUCCACCCUAAAUCCUACUCUGGGGUUUAGAGUAUCGCUGACCACACUUAAAAUCUUUAACCCAUAAAAGAUGAAAGUGAGAGGCAAGACCCAAUUAGCAUUUUUUGGCCCUAAUUAAAACAAAAAGAAAAGUAAAAAUAGGAAGUGAGCAUCUGCUAUGGCUUUGGUUAGUCUUUGCCCCACCUUACAUCACUAUCUCCCAGAAUGUUGACUGAUUCAAAUCAUCUCGAUGAACUCUUUUACAUCUAAAAAAAUAUAUAUAUUCUUUAUUUAUUGAAGUGGGCAACACUGAGAUAUCAACUAGGAUUUUAAACUAAUUUCCAUUGGUUUCAACCAAGGUUCUACUGAUUUAAAUUUGAAUUAUUUGUUGAGAUUAAGUUCACGUAGGAUUAAACUGACUGGGCUGUAAACUUUGAAUAUUGUCAUCUACAGUCUGCACUGCUGGUCCUCCCAUCGGUCUUUCAUGUGAACAGGCUGCUAACUGCUGGCUCCAUCAGAGGACUCACUCUCCUCCCAGUGCACUUAAGGUAGCAUGAUUGGGUGGAGGGCAUGGGGGUGGGGGGUUUAUAAGGCCAAAUGGCCUCAUAGGAUUAGCAGCACUGCCUGCCAUUGUCAAGGCUAGACCCCAACUCCAAUCACCUCUGUAAUCUCCUGAGUUGUUCUCAAUACACAACCACAACUGCUGGGAAGGGACCUGUUUGUCUGCUCUUCCAUCCCCCCUGAGGUGCUUUGAAAUUCUGCUCACUGUCCUUUAACUUGGACUGCAAGAAGAGACCAGGGAGUGAGUCUUUUAUCCAUUACAGGCCUCUUACAUACAUAGUGUGUGACUGGGAUAGUGGUGACGACUACUAGAGUCUCAUCUUAGUCUUUGGGGAACUAUCUACAAAAUCAUAGCAGCUAUUGUUGUGAUUAUUUUUUUUAUUAUUUCCUACAAGUCUCUCAUAACAACAACCAGUCCGAAAAAAGUAGAACAAAUCAGGGACAGGCAGACUAAGGUAUUAGAUGUGUAUGUUCUAAUUUAAAUCACCAUCAUCAUUCAGAGCCCUUUCAGUUAUUUUUAUAGUCUCUAUAUGAACGGAAAAUACCAAACUGCUAAAAAUGAAUAAGUGUGUGAAAACAGAAUACAGCAUACCAUUAUUCAAAAAUCCCACUAUAUGCAACUGAACAAAAAGACACCCACAUCUACCCAGAGCAUGGUGACUGAGCUUGUGAAUUCACAACAAAGAGUCUCAACAUCAGGUAAUAAUCUCACCUGCCCCCCUCAGUCUGCUCUGACUACACCCCCUUGGCUGUGUAGACUCCACCCUUUUGUGUAAUAACCAAUCAAGUUCAAGGCCCACACAUUUCAAGGAUAGAGACCCCUGAUGUAUUUAACUUCAGAGUUAGAACAUCUGAAAGCACCACUUUGUCUCAAAACUUCAAGGAUCCACUUGGUGCUGUUGCUGGUGAGAACAGAAGGACGUAUUAAGAUGCAACACUUCUCUGGUAAGUUUUUUUUCUCAUUACACAUUAUGACUGGGUUAAAUAAGCAUGUGCAAUGUGACAAUGCACUGAUGUUUAAAGAGGGAGACGUAUACUGUGACUUGCUCUUUUUGGGCUGUAGGUAACCACUCUUGCAAGAUGCAUUUGACCAUUAUCAAAAUGUUUGAAAUACACAUUCUUCAUCUGCAUUUAAACAUGUGCAAUCAAAUUAUUUUACUGAUUUUGCUAUGGAGAUCCAACUAAGGAUGAGCUAAGCCAUUCUAAUCUUUUAUGCGUAGUAUAUGGAUUCCCAGCAGAACAGAGAUAUAAUGUCUAAAGUUCUGGAUCUUUUGUGAGACUAUCAACUCCUAAACUCAAUACUGCAAUACACCAGUCAUAUGUUCUAUAAAUACAGCUGCAGAACUGUUUACAUGUUUAUUUUUACUGUCUCCACAGACUCCAAAUCAAAUCUAAGCAUGCCCCGAUCCCCCCCAGCUGCUGACUCAUACCAGCAGGGCUGCAUUAGGAUGACCCUGGAGAAUGCUCAUCUCUGGAAGUCCUUCCACAGCAUUGGAACAGAGAUGAUUAUAACAAAACAUGGAAGGAGAAUGUUUCCACACUGCAGUGUCAGUCUAUCUGGGCUCCAACCUUUUGCAAAUUAUGUCAUAAUGAUGGACAUGGUUCCCGUGGACAGCUUCAAAUACAAGUGGAAAAAGGAGCAGUGGGAGGUCGCGGGGAAGGCUGAGCCCCAGCCCCCAUGUCGGACAUACAUGCACCCAGACUCCCCUGCCACAGGAAGCCACUGGAUGAAGCAGUCGUUGUCUUUCCUCAAGGUGAAGCUGACCAACAACACCUUGGAUCAGCAUGGUCAUAUCAUCCUGCACUCCAUGCAUCGCUACUACCCCAGGUUUCACGUGAUACAAGCAGACAGUCCUUACACCAUCCGCUGGGGCCCCUUUCAGACUUUCUCCUUCCCAGAGACGACUUUCACUGCAGUGACCGCUUACCAAAACCCAAAGAUCACUAAAUUGAAGAUUGACCACAAUCCUUUCGCCAAGGGAUUCAGGGAGGGAGGCACUCAUUCCCACAGUAAAAGGUGUGUCGUUCAAAUAGGAGCCCUCCUGCAAAGAGAGCCACAUUGGACAGGAAAGAUCUCUGUAGCAGUCCUCCAGAGGAUGCCCUCCACCUCUCAGUCAGUGCAGGCAGAGAAGAGCCAGGCCUCCAAACAGCAGUCACUGAAGAGGGGUCACCUUUCAGCCUGGGCUCUGGAGCAGGACCCAUCUGAGAGCCUACACGCUGAGCCCCUGGAGCUGCACGAGUACGACUACAGCUGUGAGGAACAGAUGGUGCCUGCAUCCAUGGCAUACCAGCCCUACAGACCCAAACAUCACUUUCUUUUCUCCAGAUCUGUGGACUACACCAGAUAUCCAUUCCCCUCCAGUGAUGUAGAUGCAGCGCACACCCUUGCCCACCAUCCACCUCACCCAUUUGCCACAACAGAACACAGUGCCCAGCAACAUGCCUACCACCACCAUGGCAAUGCGGCGGACUGGAGCCAGUACCCGCUCUUCUCGUACUCCUGUUGGUGAACUUUGACCUUUUGCAAUUGCAACAUCAGUGAUGGAGGAUUAAGUCACUAAAGCCUGGAGAGAAUGAAGAAAUGCUGUUAUUAAGAGACCAGCAACUAACUGAUAGGCCACUCCUGUAGUUUGUGUUAAAAGUGUAUAAAUGUGUACAAAGUUUCACAUAUUUCUAAGACCUUAUAGUGUCUGAGGUGUGUAUUACGGGUCACAAACAUGCUAGUUCAGCCUCCUCAGUUAUCUGCUCAAAGCAGACGCAGUAUGUGUUUUGAGAUCUAUACUGUAUAUAUUGUCCUGCGUCCAGUCAGGGGAAAUAAGUGUGAAAUUUAAUCUGGAGGUAUGACAGAAACAUAGCCAUCUCUACUGUAAGGCACCAUAUUAAAGUAUCAGAGGUUUUUUGAAAAAACUUGAAAAACAAUAUAGUAUAAAAUGCAUCAGAUAAGCCAUACGGUGCCAGAAUCAGGUUAUAUAUCAAUAAGUGACAAGACUGUAUAUUAGUGUCUCUAUGCUGAGGAGAUAAAUAGCACAAUAAAUGGAGAUGGAUAAAAACGGGUCAAUCUGUCUGACAUACAGGUGUGUUUUCAGGUAUUUUGACAAGAAUUAAGGACACACAGCUAAGCUAAUUCAUAAUGGGACGGGUUGUGCUGAAUACAUUUGAAUGUGAGCUGCAAAUCCAUAAAUAAAUGGCAGUUUACAGACACGCUAGCAGCACUAUGAAGCUUCAUUUAGGCACAGCAGGGCUAAAUGCUAACUUAAGCCUGCUGACAUACUGUCAACGAGCAGGUAAUAUGUUUACAAUGUUCAUCAUCUUAGUUUAGCACUUUAGCAUGCUAACAUUUGCCAAUUAGCAUUACACAAAAAGUACAUUUGAGGCUGAUGGGAAUGACAUUAGCUUUGCAGAUAGUUUGUCAUAAAUUUGAUCUGAUGAAUGUGUUAAAUGACAAGCUAAGGGAUCACCAUGGUUAUUACAAGCCAUCCUGAGAGGGACAUGAAUGCCUGUAACAAAUUUCAUGGCAAUCCAAACAAUAGUUAGAUAUAUGUGACUCAAAACCACAAAUACUAAUCUGCUGGUGGAGCUAUAUGAAAACUCCAUUCAUAUUGACUUGCCAAGGUGCAUCUAUAUUUCCUAUUACCACCAACAACACAUAAACAUAGAGCUCACUAUUAAUACUUGAGCACACUUGAAAUAAAUGCAAACAAAGCUUUGUGACAAAAUAAUAACAAUAAUAAAUCUUGAAAACAGCACUCUACAGUAUAUGUGAUGUUAUUGUUUCUGUUAUCCACUGCUGUACCACAGCAACUAAAGCUAUUAAAUAUCACAAGAAUACUAAAUAUGUCAUCAGCUGCAUUGGAAUCUUCUGAGCAGAUGCAUUACACAACAGCAGCACACUUAGAGAAGGGAAAGAGCGAGAAUGAUGGAGCAGUGAGAGACUGUCCUAGAGCAGUGAGUCUGACCUGAUAAAGUGAUGACAGUCAGCUAGUGUGGAAUUACCAUCAUAGUCUGGCAUAGUUUCCCCAGCAGAAGGCAGGAGCGUCUGUGCUGUAAAUGUUUUACGAGAGACAGAGAGGGAAACCAUAUCUGGGACAUUUAUAAAACUUCAGGGAGCAGACACUGCAAAGGAAUUUUCUAGAGCACACCAAGUGACAUGUUUUUGUGUAAUACACUUUUUUAACAUCAGUAUAAAAAUACAUAGAUGUGUGCCUUUUACCAGAGAGGCAAGUGAUGAAUUGUACCAAACCUGAAGAAGGUAUGGUUUCAGUCACCGCAUUUCCAAAGAGCACCUCAUUAACAUCAGACAUGCUGGCUAUAAGGAAGUUUGAAAUUGUGACUUUAUGAUUACAGGAUGGGCAUUUUAACCUCUCUUCCUGAGGUUGACUGGGUCAUCUGGGUCACCCACAUAGCUCAUCCUGGAUUCCUCUCACCUCGCUAUAAAACGAAUUAUACAACACAGAUGGGGUCAAUUAGCGUGCUUGAGUUACAAUUCCAGCACCGAAGGGCAUGUAAGCAUUUAGUCAAGGCUUUAAUCAGAGCAAACCAAUGUUAUAAGAUCUGUUCUUUACCUAAACAAUACCAUAAGAAAUAUGCAAAAUGUGUCACUAUGAGAGAAAUAUUUUACAUUAUCAAACAUUUUUAAUUUUAUUAAUUUUAUUGUUAUUAAAAGCACAUCACUUUUUUGGGGGUGAUCUAAUUUUAGGAAUAGUUGAAACAUUUAAUCCUGUCAUCUGUAGGAAGACAGGUGAAUUUAACUGGAAUAAGGUGUAUGGGUGACAUACUAUUCUUAGUCUGACUGUGCCUGUUACAACACUGAUUAAUUCAUGGGAUUACAUCUUGUCCAUCAUGGUUACCUACAUGGCUACACAUAAAAUAAAUGUACUCUUUUCGCAUCUUUACAGCCCCUACAGGGCAUCUGUAAAUGAGCAUGCAGUAUUUCUUGUUUGAGAGCUCAGUUAGAACUCACAAAAUGACCACAGACAGAUGCAAGAUGACUAUAAAGCAACACAAAACCACCACUAAAAACAAUGUAACUGCAACCUCUCAGUCUGGGGGUCAUAUAUAGGAAGAGUGGGGGGCCUUUUAUCUGUCUGUACCAAGGGGGACAUUUUCUCAAAAUCCACCCAUGUUACCAAUAAUAAAACACGUUCACACUGGUUGACUGGUGUAAACUUAACAGUGGCAGUAUGCAAAUGAAUGUAGAAUUAUUAUAGGCUUCACACUCAUCACACAUUUUCCCAAUUUUGAUGACCAUUGUGAUUAAUCUGAUAGUGCCAUCUGAACUCUAUAUCUCAUUGUUCAUUGUGUGAGAGUUGAUGCAGCUCUAAAAUCAUUGACAGCUCAGCAGGUUCUGCAUCAGGCUUGAGAGACUGGGGAUACAAAUUCUGUCUGGGUCUUGUACAAAGAGACAUUUUUCUGCACUAAUAGAAUCCAACCAAAAAACAAGCAACUUGCAUGCUCAUGGGUAGUGUUUUUGUAGCACUACAAUAUAUUCAGCACAUUUAUUUUAGAGUUCUAAUCCAUUUGAUUUCCAUACGGGUUGCUGGUGGUAUCGGCAAGUGCAGGAAUAGCGGACCCUGCCACCACAUUGAAAUCUACUAUAUAGACUGAACGUUAAUACUAUAAAUCAAUGUCGAUGUAUGUAGAUAAUUUACUUUCAUUUUUCCAAACAUCAAAGAUUCACUGUGCAUUCACCCCCAUGGGCCAAAUACUCUACAGCACGGCAGCUGCCAUGGCAGCUAGCUUGAGGGCGGUGGUGGUAAUGGACUGUAGGAAGGCCUUCAUCGACCGUGCCACACAUCCAUUUACACACACUGACUCACAUAUACACUGUGCCCUGAGGAAAGGUCAGACUCGGCAAAGUUUGAUUCAUUACGGUCAUUCUCACUGCAGCCACCACCUAUCACAGCCCAGACGAAUACAUCGAUUGGCUUUCAUGAAAAUUUAACCUGGCGCAUACACAACUACAAGGGACCAUCAUGAUAAAAUAUCUGCAAAAGGCAUCAUUCAAAAACGUAAUAUCUAAACCUGAGAAGCCAAACAAACUGACUCAUAAACAAGUUCUAACACUUAGUAUUAUAGAGUCUUUUCAUAGUGUGAAUGUGAUAUUUGAACACACACAGACAAUCAAUGCUAAUGUUUAUUAACCCAAUAAAUAUGACAGGAAUUAGAAGACCAAAUGCAUCCUCCACAGAUCACAGUCACAGAAAAGAACUGGAAUACUAUCUUAUAUAUCACUUAGAUCAGUCGGAUAAGACCUUCUGGUUGACAUGUUUUUACUUGUUUGUUUUACGUUCAAAAUGCCAAAGUAGAUUUUGAUGUAACUCAUCAAAAUAUGCCUGUGACUUCCCAACUUUAUCCAUAAGUUAUACACUCCCCCACAACCUUAUAGAAGCAACACAUCUUGCGGGUUAUUAUGAUAUACGAUGGCCAGAUAAGCAAAUAUUUCUAGGUUAGUACAUCAGCAGUGUGUUUUGUAUGAAGGGAUGCAUUAUGGCAUACAGACCAUUGCUAUCUGUGUAGAAUGGUAGCAUUCUACAGCCAUGGUACAAGCAUGUAUACCCAAGGGUAGUACACAAGGGAACAUAUAGCCAGAGCCCACCUUUCCAUUACUGGAAGCAUCUGAUCCAGAGUCAUCAAUAUACUAUCAGGACAUACAAAACAUUAUGGUAACAUUUUCAGGACCCAUUAGCCCAUACUUGUUAUUUGUACCUGGUUUGAAAAGUGCUGAACCAACAGUCAUGGGUCAUGCCCAUCUGAAACAUUGCCCUUGAAAAGUUUUCCACUCCCCAUCUCUAGGUCAGCUGACUUUCUUUUAUUAGCACUUCAUUAAAAUUCAUUAAUUGCUUCCUUUCUCCUGGGCGCAGCCAGAAUCAAAAACUGGAACUGUCAAAAAUUAGAGCAGGAGCAACUGUCCUGCGCUCCAGAUACACAACCUGUGACGCCAGGCUGCUGCAAACAUGUCCACACCCACCCAUCUGUGUUAAAUGAGACAACAAGCGCAUAGAGGACACCGGAGCGAACUUAAAGAAGUAGACGUAAAUUUUAUUUACUUGUUCUGUACAUAAAGGGUCAAUACCAGCACAGGUGUUAACCAUGGGAAAUAUUAACACAUGUAAAUGGUAUAAGAAAAUAAAAGGCACAAUUUUCAAUUCUUAAGUAAAAGACAGGCUUUCCUAGAAUAUGAGAAGAGAGCACAGUAAUACUGUUAAUGCCUUUACAAAACAACUCAGAAGCAUGAGAAAAGCGAGUUCACCUCAAGAAAGGAACUAAUCAGGGUGUAUUGCUUAAUUAGUAGAUUCCAUUAUGUUUGAUGAGGAAAACCCACACUGGUUUGUUUGCACAGACCAAGAGGGGUUAAAAUAAGAGAAACCUUUAUUUAAGGAAAUAAAUGACAUUAAGCAGCAUUUGGCUGGGGAGGACCAUCUCCCCAGCCAAGAGGUCAUGCACAGAGGCAACCAGCAGGCAUUUUUCCCUUUUGUAAAUGUCACCUUAGGUACUUUUGUUUAAUAACAUCACUCAUUUUAACAAAAAUGCUUGAUUUAAUAGCUGACUACAAACUGACAAAAUAAAAAAACAAAAAACAAAAUUGGGAAACAACUAAAAGCUGCUCAUUACUCUGAGUGAAUGGCCGAGCAGUGAUUCAAACAGAGAGCACUAGGCGGGGGGGGGACAAGUGAGCGAAAUGGUUCAUUUUUACAGCAGAAAUCUAGGUGUCUGCACUGUUUUUAAUCCUCGGCUCCUACUGGUCAAAUAGAAUUGGUUGAAGCACAGUACUAACAAAGACGCUUUCCACUACUCCGAAUGAGUCUGUUUGCAUAAAAAGAGUCAAAAACUUGUGCACAGACCGAAUAUUUAAGGAAUAAAGCAGGCUGAAAUCCUAAAUUGACAGGAGUUAACAUCACAUUAAAAACAUAAGGUUAGAGAGGGGGAUUGCAUGCACUAAAAGAUGCAUUUAUCUUACUCUCUGAAAAAGGCAUUAAUGGGAUCUCAUUGGCUUGCUGAGACACUUCCUCCUUCCCUGACCCUACACCACUGAAAGCGGAGCUUCUCACCUCAGUGGAAAGCCUUUAGCCCAAGUGCCCACACUGUGUUUGCAGCUAGCCUUGUAGUCAGAUGCUCGUGGGAAGUGCUGGCCAGGGCUACUGCCAUUGCUAUUUGACUUUUGGAAACCUGUUCAAAGCUUGGCACUCCUAUGCAGAAAAGUUGAAAUAUAUCUUCUAGUGCUUUGUGCUGUUGGCACUAAAACCUGCUAAUCUCUAAGCAAUGUCCAUUUAGUUCAAAAUGAUGAGAAUGACAGGAAAGAGAGGUACCAAGUAGACAUGCAAAAUUACCCCUCUACCAUAAAUCUUCUCCAUGUCACAAAAAACCCCAACAAAUAAACAAAAAACUAAUGUUGAUCAUGUGGCACAACUAAGAAAAAAAAAAAGAAA
Lates calcarifer (barramundi perch) is the source of this 11227-nucleotide messenger RNA. RefSeq names its product T-box-containing protein TBX6L-like. Gene Ontology annotation, cellular component: nucleus. The transcript has 8 exons. The record is from RefSeq and is a predicted model, not a curated record. Lineage: Eukaryota; Metazoa; Chordata; Actinopteri; Centropomidae. Gene Ontology annotation, molecular function: RNA polymerase II cis-regulatory region sequence-specific DNA binding; DNA-binding transcription factor activity, RNA polymerase II-specific. The coding region runs from base 4121 to 5311 and encodes 396 amino acids. Gene Ontology annotation, biological process: cell fate specification; regulation of transcription by RNA polymerase II; positive regulation of DNA-templated transcription.